GUUGAACUCAGCAGAGCUGCAUGUGGAGACCGUGUAGCCAGAACAUGAUUCUGACAGCGCUCGAGAGUGUUUGUUGUGCAGUGCUACAGGAUAUGAUGGUGAAAGUACUGCUGCUCCAUCUGUGUUUCCUCUUUGCAUCAUUUCAAGGUGUGUGUCCCCAGACACUCAGAGUGAUAAAUGUCAAGGCGGGUGAGAUGGUGGCACUGUACUGCCCAUGCGGCAGAGGAACUAACAUUGGUGAUGCUGAAGUGACCUGGAGCAGUUACACCUCCCAGGAGACUCAUCUGUCCAACAUGUCAUCAGCGCAGCAGAGGCAGAUGGGCCUGCUGGUUCAUGGAAGGAGUCUUGUUGUUUUCAAUGCUUCUGUAAAACAUGAGGGGAAUUACACAUGUUCUCAUGGGAAUGCCGGUAGGUCGUCCUGGUUCAGGCUGACAGUUUACACAACACAGACAGAAGAGAGUACCCAGUACCCUCAAACAUGUUACACACAAGAGACCUGCACAUUGUAUUGCCCUGCUGUAAACAUCCCAGCUGCAAAUAUCCCGAAUAUUACCAGCAAUGGCAUUGUUUGGCACAAGGAGGGCGAGUCAUGGUCAACAGAUGGUUACCGCUCACGUGUGGAAAAGAAAGACCAGGGUGUUUACACCUGUACCAGAUCUUACCUGUAUUACGGUCAAAUAUAUAACAUGACCUUUACAGUGGAGCUUGAUGUUCAACCAAAGAAAAAAACUGAAAAACCUGGGAGCAUCACUUCACCAAAAGAGGGGGAACGAUUCCCUGUAGAUCUGGGCGCACCAAAGGUGAUAGAUUGCGAAGCCGUCAUCCACUCAGACAGUGAUGAUGUUUUCUGGCACAGUGGGGAAUCAGUUGUGGAAAGGAACAGCAGCUUUCCAGUUUACUACAAUGUCACACGAGAAGACAAUGCUGGGGAAAUAAAGAUAACAGUAUCUCUAGUCUUCAGAAACAUGUCAAAAGAUGAUCUAUCAAAAAAUUACACCUGUAAACUUCAAUCUGAUUCUGAAAUGAUCAGACCAAAGCAAGUCACCAUCACCUUGGCGCAAAAACCUCGCCAUUCUAACCUGCCACAGUUUCUUGGCUUUGCUGGUAUUUUUGUGGUGAUGGUUUUGACAGAAGUUAUCUAUGUGAGGUUCAAAAUUGACAUCACCCUGUUCCUAAGAGACACUCUUGGCUGCCAUAGCCGCACCUCAGAUGGAAAGAGCUAUGAUGCCUUUUUGAUGUAUUACAAGAGCGACACAGACGCAGGACUCAAUGCUUGUGACAGAAAAUGGCUGGAGAGUGUUUUAGAAGAAAAGUUUGGUUACAGUCUCUGUCUUUAUGAUCGUGACGUCUCACUGGGGACAGCUGUAGCAGACGCAGUGUUGGACAGCGUAGAGCAAAGUCGCACCGUGAUUUUAGUUCCCGCCUCUCCAGAUCCAGGUCCGGGGUCUGGCCUGCUGAGUGCCAUCCAUGCAGCUCUUGUGGAGCGGCAGACUCGCUUGAUUUUCAUCAAAACUGAGGGAACAGAAGUGUUACGAUCUGGUUCAUUACAAGAGGCCUUGCAGCUUCUUAGCGAGGCUGGAGACCGUGUCACUUGGAAAGGCACGAGCUUCAUGCCGCCCUCCUCCUCCUUUUGGAAGCAGCUACGUUAUUACCUACCUGCCCCGCAGCGCUCACCAAAAAUAAGCCUUUUCCCUCAGACAGUCUAGGAUGUUACUUUAUGGUGAAAAGUUUGGCUAAGUCAGAAUGAAUAGCUCAUAUGCUUAAAUAUAGAUUGUUCCACUAUUAUUUGUGCAAGGAGAUAUUUGUGUGUACAUAUUUAAAGUAUAAAACAACUUUCACAAACACAAAAGCGUUUUGUAAAAAUGUUUGCAAAACUAUUUUGCAAAUAUAAAGAUUGAAAUAUAGAGAGAAAUAAGAGAUUGCACAAUUUAAAAAAAAAAUUAAAAAGACUCAGUGUUCAGAAAAAGCAAAUCUCCGAGUGCAGAAUUGAAAUUCACCAAUAAAAAGUAGUCCUAAAUAUUAAAAAGUUGUGACUACUGGG
Molecule: messenger RNA, 2041 nt
Organism: Plectropomus leopardus (leopard coralgrouper)
Lineage: Eukaryota; Metazoa; Chordata; Actinopteri; Perciformes; Serranidae
Product: interleukin-18 receptor 1-like
Biological process (GO): signal transduction
Source: RefSeq, a predicted model, not a curated record